GCAGAUACACAUACCCUUUGGCUUUCGGGCCUGUGAACCGGUACCACUCGGUACGUACUACAGUGAAACUACUACAGUCUUCAUCUGGCCUUGUCGUCGUGUAGUGCAAGUGUUAGUGGCUCCCUCUCUGAAAUACAGACAUCGACUUUUAUUUCAUUGGCCACAUUACAAAUGCCAUGGAAUGGAGGGAGAUGAGAGUGUGCUGGCUACGUGAAUGGCUGAACUAUGCAACAGCGGCGAGUGGAGACCAGAUCACGGAAGGAAAUUUCGGCCGCUGGCAAGAGUCCUCCUAUUAGCCGCAACGGUCAAUCAGUGGGCGACUCGUCGCCUGACGUUGUCGCCCGUCUUCUAGUGCCACUACCACUACUACUACUACCCAGUCAGACAGAGUGCCCGGCUGGGACUUGCAGUGCAAUAAUCGACAGAUCAGCCAUCAUGUCCAACCAACACGAGUCGGCGGUUGUGGCCCGUCGCGUGCCCAAAAAGCGAAAAUUCGAUCCGACGGAAUACGAAGAACAAUCGGCCGAUCGAACAUCGUCGCCACCACGCCAUUACAGCCAUUCUUCCAACCAAGUGCCACCGUCGGGACCGAGUUCGGUGAUCUCAUCGUCUGUAGUAGUAGCGACCGUCCCUUCGACGACGGCCAGUCCUCCGGUUCCUCUGAUCGCCACCAAUCCUCCAGCGGCUCACGUCGAUCUCAACGAGUGGCGCUGCCAUCGUGUCCUGGCCAAGCGAGGAAGUCGCUACUUGACGGGCGUCAUUCGAAGUGGCCACGGCCACAGUGACGUUCUCGUCCAACUCGACGGACACGAACAGCCAACACUUUAUUCGGACGUCACUCGGGCCGGCAAAUUCGAUGUCAUCAGCGACGCAAGUCCGUCGCCGUCUCAGUUGACGCUGGGCGCAAGGGUGUGCCUUCGCGUCGAAAGUCACCCACAAAUUGCCGUCUUUGUCGAAGGCGUCAUCCGCCAAAUAUCCAGUAAACCCAUCCAGUACCUCGUUCGCACCGUUGGACAAAAUCCCGAUGUCGAACGAUGGGUAUCUCGCCCUUCACUUCGUCUUCUACAACCUCCUUGGUGGGAAGAGCUGGAAAAUGGGCCAGAACCUCAACUGCCAUCAAACACGGAAACCUAUCAACCAUUGGUCAAUCCAGAUCCGCCCGUGGCCGAGUUCCAUAAUGCCGACAGUUACCUGUCCCGACCCGCCACGCCUGCCGACGUCCUCGUCGAAGCUCAACAUCAUCACAAUGCGGAUGCAAUGAUGCAAAACACCCUUUCUAAUGUCCGUGAAGAGCUUAUGCCUUCGGCCGGCCGUCCUUCGUACCACGAGUACGACUACGGUGGCGAAAGUGAUGAAGAUUUGAAAAGAGAGGACAUUACCUUCCAUUCGGAAUCGGGUUACACCGUGGCCGGUAGGUCGCUCUCAUUGACGCCCGGUGCUCUGGCCGACGGGGUAGGUGGUGUAGGUGAUGGCAAAUUUUCCGGAAGCAGCGGAAGCAAACGGAGCAGCAUGCAGAGUCGUGGUAGCAGUUGCAGCGUUCUCGAUCCGUCACCGGGCGGAAGUUUGACUCCUCGUUCGCAGCCGACAACGCCCAGUCCUUUCCCCGGCGCCCGGUCUCUGACCGGAACGCCGCAAAAGUACAAAAAAGGUGACGUCGUUGCUGGCCCCAGCGGUAUCCGAAAGAAAUUCAACGGGAAACAAUGGCGCCGACUGUGUUCCAAAGAGGGCUGCAACAAAGAGUCGCAACGGCGCGGCUACUGUUCUCGCCAUCUUAGCAUCAAGGGUAAAAGUCUGCGCUCUUCGGGCGCAGGUGCUUCAUCGUCCAGCCUGGGCGGACUGACGUUUACCCCAGGAGGCAACAAAUUGGUGGUGAUGAAAGGUGCAGACGGCCACGAUAUGGACUGGGAGGAGACUCUUUCUCGAGAUUCCGUCGAACCGUCUCCUUCCGGCAGCUACAGCACGAGCAAUAGCACACCGACGGCCGAGUCCGGCUUACAGCGCUCAUUGCGGAUUGGAGCCGUUGCAGCUACGGGUGGUGCGAGGGACGGAUUAUCUUUAGAAGAAACAGAGGCGGCCAAUAUGUUAGUUUCGCUGAGUAAUUCACGCUCGACGACGCCGGCCGCUCAUUAUGGAUUGGCAACGGAUCUCUCAUCGACGUCGCGUCACCUCCAAUCGCCACCCAACUCUCACGUGUUGACGGUUGGAAUGCGUCACAAUCUGUUUUUGCCCAUUUCUCAGCCGACUGCCAAUAGCACGGCCGCCUUGUCCACGUCGAUGGGUUCAUUCCAACGAAGUCAAUUGGCCUCUUCUUCUUCUUAUGCGCAUUGUAAUAAAGAACCGCCGAUUAUCCGGCCGGUCGGCCAUUCGAUGCCUAGGGCCAUUAUUCCAUCGCUCACUUCCUAUCACCAUCAACUCCACCAGCACCCAGGGGUUAUUCGACCGGAAUCGCAGCGGCCGGGUUUAAUUCCUGUUUCGUCCAAUACGAGUGUCAUCAGGAUCUCGCCGACCACCCAACAUAUGGCCCAGCAUUCGGUCAGCUUCACGCCGCCUGUCAGUCAAGCCCAGAGUAGUCAAUCACCUUCAUCGUAUCCGUUGAAUUUGCAACAACAACAACAACAACAUCCAUCGUUUCAUCAUAAUAUGAUGGAUCCAUCUUCUGCUAAUUCACCUUCGCCGGGCCACUAUCAACAGUCUAGUGAGGAUCCCUCCAAACAUUGGUACAGACAGAAACAUCAAUCCGGCCAGCAAGGUGGUCCGCCACUACUCCAUCAAGCAUUGACGGGCAGUGCUCACCAUCGGCCAUCGACGUUGACGGUGAUUCAAACUGGCCACAAUCAGCCAGGUGCAUCUUCGUUGCCCAGCUCUGGUGGAGUAUUGAUCGCUCCCAAUAACGUCCCUCUGAAUCUUCACGUGGCCAAAAGCAAUCCAGCCCUUCACCAACCCCCUGCCGGACAGUCUAGUUAUUCCAUCAUUAGCCUAGUGCAAACAGAAGCGUCUGCCCAGCCGGCCCAUCAGCAGCCGAAUCAUCCGCAAUAUGACGGGCAGGAAGAAAAUUUCACGACGGCAACCAUCCGCCCGGCUCCGCUGUAUUAUUUGAUCCCAUCCAAAAGCUUGGUUGAUAAUCCCGCUAAUCACGCACCUGUUCGCUCUAAUAACGGCCAUGCUGCCAAUGAGGAGGAGGAAGGCCGUCCAGGUAUUAUCAAGACGACUACGUUGAAAGGAGGGUCAAAAAAGGAGCCACCUGCAUCACCGACGGCCGGUAAUCAAUGGUGGUCUCAACAGGCCCGCAAUGGCCUCACUUCAACUCGGGUAGGCGUUUCGGCCUUCCAAACUGUUUCGACGGAUAAAUCGGGCCACGAGACGGACAGCAAACAAGAUGAAAAUGGUUCGAAAGUGUCAAUGGAUUCUUCAUCAACUACAGAAACAGCAACCAUGGUGAAUGCCGAAAACGGUGCCCGGGUGGCGUCUAGGGAAUCAGUGGGCGAACGGCGGCGUUCAUCCGUCACGCAAGAUCUGACCGAAUACACGUACUCGGUCGCCGAGGAACCAGAUGCCGAGGUUGCCGACGACGACGACGUUUUUGAAAUGGAUGCGAGUGGUGGAGGAGCCGAGCCCGUUGUGCCUGGAAACAGUUCAGCCGCAGGGGUAGCUGCGAGCGAAGCGAAACGCCGUACUCAGUCGCUGGGAUCCUUGACAGGAGAACCUAAAAGCCCACGCAAGGUCAAAGAAAAAGAUCAUGUUCGUAGACCCAUGAACGCUUUCAUGAUCUUCAGUAAGCGACAUCGGGCUCUUGUUCACCAACGCCAUCCCAAUCAAGAUAAUCGGACAGUUUCAAAAAUUUUGGGUGAAUGGUGGUAUUCGUUAGGACCGCAGGAAAAGCAAAAAUAUCAUGAUUUAGCUUUCCAGGUGAAAGAGGCCCAUUUUAAAGCGCAUCCUGAAUGGAAGUGGUGCAGCAAAGACAGACGCAAAUCGGGAUCGACCAGUUCGUCUAAAGGUGAUGCCAAAGAGCCUCGUGGCACGCUUGGUUCCACUGGAGAUUUGUCUGCUGAAGAACACAAAGUCGAUCCUCCACCUGCUCCACAUCCGUCUUCAAUCAUGGGACCGCCGUCUGCUGAAUCGACCCUUAAUCUCAACGGUCAUCAGACUAAGGCCAAUAAACUUCGUCGCCAGGCUUUAAGUGAAGACCUUUCUGAUGAUGAUCGCAUGGUCAUUUGCGAGGAACCGGCUGAACCCACUGGACAGGAAAUCGAUCUACAAUGUAGGGAACAUGUUGUCUCUGAUACUGAAUCCGAAGCAGAGAAUCCAUGUGAUGUGCCUAAUAGCAAUUCAUCCUUGAUGCAACGCGAACCAGCCCUCUUUCCUCAACAACCCUUUGGCAGUCCGUCUUCAAUUGGGCAAAACAACUCGGAGGUUACUCAUCGUCCUAAAGCCAUCAAAGCCAAACCCAGUCCGUUAUUUGAGGGCGAUCCCAGGCCAGCAACAUCUGACUUGUACACUGGCGCACCUAGCGGCCCAGCAGGUCCUCAAAUCUUUCAUCCGACAGGAGGAGCGUUCAAAAGCAUGCCUUCACCUAAGGUGACGUUUCAACCGUCUUUUGACUUUCCAAAGUCUAGCCCCAAAGAUCCGAAAGAAGACCCGAAAGCCAAAUGGACAGGAUCUGUACCCAACAGCCCAGUUGCUAAAGAUGACGCGACAGUGGAAAGCAAACGCCCGAAAACACCUCCGCAAUCUUCAGCUGGGAUGUACAAUUCACUUCCGUAUUUCGGACAGUUUGACAACAUGUUGCAUCCUCCAUUUUACCGGCCCGGGCCGUCCAAUGUUUCUCAUGGGUUACCUAUAUCGAGUGGCUAUGCUCAAUCCACGUUGGUGAUCCCUUCCGGACCUUCUUUUACCUCUAUGUCGAGUAAGCAUUCCCUACCAACCGGAUUCUAUCCCCCUCAAGCACUUUUAGUUCGACCACCGACGUCACAACAUGAACAGACGUACGUAUCGUCCGGCCAGAAUCAUCAGAAUCACGUCACACCCACGUGGUCUUUGAAGCCGUCGGUGAUUGUCAGUAAGGCUACUUCAUCGGGCCAAUUGAAUAGUGGGAAUCAUUCAUUAGCUCCAGCUGGAAGCAUUUCAAAUGGAACGCCCAUACGGCCGCCUUCACGUGAAAUGAUCCCGACAUCGUCAUCGGCCCAGUGUUUCGCCGGUGUCAUGAAUAUGAAAUCAGGAACGUUGUGCGGCACGCUGACUCCUGUUACACUCAACGACUUGUCUAGGCCAGCUCGAAUUAAAGCCGUUACGGCAACCAUUCCUGUGGCCAGCGAGAUGGAGUACGCCCAGUCUGCGCCCAGUCCCAACACGAGCAGCAAUCACAAUAAUAGCAAUAGCAGUACGUCUAGGCAGAGCAGUACUCCUAGUACACCCAGUACGCCAGGUGUGUCGAGUCAUCAGACCGACCCACCUGGUCUAAUGCCUCCCCCAGAAUUACCCAAAUUUGUUUUGGCACCUACCCCGGCUCAGUUGGGACGUGCACCUUUCCAGCGAAGGCAAUCAUCGACGCAAUCCUUGUCACCAACUGGAUCUUCUUCUCACAGCGGCGAAGAGGAACCUACAAGUCCAGGUGGUGGAUAUGGUUCGGCCCCUGUAUGCAGUCCCACUGUGGGAUCAGCUAACACAUCCGGGGGAGGUUCAUUGCGUUGCUAUUCAGGUUUCACAGUUCCGACAUCUUCAGCGCCAUCUACGCCCAACGUGCCUCCUUCUCCAAAUCAAAAUAGCAUGCAACAAGCUGCAGCUAAGAAGAGUUGUAUGUUUAAACGGACCAAAGAUGACGGAAUGGAUAAGGUGUUGGAGCAAGUGAAUUUUGACGAGAAAUUUUCACACUUGCCUGAAUUCAAUCCAGCUGAUUGCCAAUCACCGAGUGCCCUUUCACUACCAUCUAGCCCAAGAGUGUUCGUGCAAAACUAUCGCAGGAAACGAGUUGCCUCAACUACGGAAGAAGAGGGAGAUUCUGACGUGUCCAACACAAGUGCCACGCCGCAAUCUGGAGCUGUUGCAGAAAACAAGUUCUUUGGACCAGACUUUAGCCUCGAAGCUUUCAAAGCCGAAGGUAACGAAGGUGAUGUGUGCCUCUCUCCCGGUACUCCGAAGACACCUGCCACGGGAAAAGAAAGUGCCGAAAAGAACUUUUCUUCUUUGCGGAGAAUCCUGGAUCAAAGAAGACAAUUAGUGAUUCAACUUUUCCAAGAGCAUGGCUCUUUCCCGUCCACACAGGCUACCAGUCUUUUCCAGGCACUACAUCAGGACAUUUUCCCCACCAAAUCUUGUCUUCAAUUGAAAAUUCGCGAAGUUCGCCAGAAAAUGAUGGCACAGUCGACAACGCCCGCCAGCGGCAAUAAUGUGGCCACCUCGAGCGUUUCAACUGGAAGCAACAAUGUCUCAAGUAACGCUUCGGGAUUUAGUGGAUCGACCGACACAGUCGAUGGGGAGGGAAAUGACGCGAUCGAUUCGGCUGCGGCCGAUGGGGGUUCGUAGAUAACCCUCAAUUAAUAACUGCAUAAUGCGUAGUUUGGCAAAAAGACUUUGUGACAAUCCCACAAAACGUUAUGGAUAUUAGUGACUGCAUGGGCAGCACAUAAUAUUCCAUGA
This is a messenger RNA of Daphnia carinata, 6633 nucleotides long. It is a transcript of the gene cic, whose product is annotated as protein capicua homolog. The transcript has 12 exons. Gene Ontology annotation, molecular function: DNA-binding transcription factor activity, RNA polymerase II-specific; RNA polymerase II transcription regulatory region sequence-specific DNA binding. The record is from RefSeq and is a predicted model, not a curated record. Gene Ontology annotation, cellular component: nucleus. NCBI's taxonomy places the organism in Eukaryota, Metazoa, Arthropoda, Branchiopoda, Diplostraca, Daphniidae. Gene Ontology annotation, biological process: regulation of transcription by RNA polymerase II. The coding region runs from base 226 to 6519 and encodes 2097 amino acids.